Fusarium coffeatum is the source of this 1197-nucleotide messenger RNA. RefSeq lists its product as uncharacterized. Bases 1 to 1197 code for a protein of 398 amino acids. Gene Ontology annotation, cellular component: mitochondrion; cytoplasm. NCBI's taxonomy places the organism in Eukaryota, Fungi, Ascomycota, Sordariomycetes, Hypocreales, Nectriaceae. Gene Ontology annotation, molecular function: lipoyltransferase activity. The transcript is spliced from 2 exons. The record is from RefSeq and is a predicted model, not a curated record. Gene Ontology annotation, biological process: protein lipoylation.
AUGCUCUUCAGAACCCCCCUUCAAAACUCAAUUCCGAGGAGGGCAUCACGACUUAUUCCCUCACUGUCAACCAUCUCAAGACGUCAAUUCACAGAUGCUGCAUCUCACACAUCCAACAAGAUCCAAAUAUAUACUUCAAAAUCCCGGGACCCUUUCCUCAACCUCUCUGUUGAGCACCAUCUCCUUCAGAAGACCCCUCCCGAGUCAACAAUCCUCUUCCUCUACACCAACGAUCCCUGUAUCGUCUUUGGCCGCAACCAGAACCCAUGGAUGGAGAUAAACCUUCCAAGACUUGACCGGUUCCGUAAUGAUCCUGCAAGUGUAGGUUGGACUGGUGGACCAGUGCAGCUCGUGCGUCGUCGCUCUGGAGGUGGUGCUGUUUUCCACGAUGAAGGGAAUAUCAACUUCAGUGUUAUUUGCCCUCCCGCUGUAUUUGAUCGCAACAAGCAUGCAGAGAUGAUUGUAAGGGCACUCUCAUCUCUUGGAAAGCCAAACACUCGGGUCAAUGAACGACAUGAUAUUGUCAUGGAUAUCCCCAAUGAUCCCAUCGGCACCUACAAGAUCUCGGGGUCCGCCUACAAACUCACUCGCCUGCGCUCUCUCCACCAUGGAACUUGUCUCCUCCGUAGCCCGAACUUGAAGAACAUAUCAGGCAUGCUACGCUCACCUGCUGAGCCCUACAUCAAGACUCGAGGCGUUGACAGCGUCCGCAGCCCCGUUCGAAACGUGGGUAUCGAGAACGCUGCUUUCGAGGCUGCUGUGCUAGAGGAGUUCGCACGCAUGUAUGGCGAGGCUCAAGUUCGAGAGGAAGUCAGCGACAAAAUGCUUGAACUGGAUGUCAUCAGAAAGGGCUACAGCGAGUUGCAAUCUCGGGACUGGAUCUAUGGCCAAACACCAAAGUUCACCUUCUCGAACUAUCCAUAUGCUGAAGACCCUCGGGAACGUCCGCAACUGGACUUUGAUACCAAAGUCCACUUCGAAGCCAGACACGGUGUUAUUGAGAGGUUCAGAGCCGAUGGUGCAUCAUCUGCUACGACAGAAGGUGACUUGUCAGCUCUCGCGUCAUCAUCCAUUUACAACGUCUCCAGCUGGAGCGCACAGCUUUCCCAAGCUGGUAUGUCCGACACACAGGCGGCAAAGGUCGGGCCAUGGAUGGACAGCGUUCUAGGAGUCGAAUUUACAAAGCCCGCUCAAUAA